This is a messenger RNA of Lepus europaeus (European hare), 808 nucleotides long. RefSeq names its product ubiquitin conjugating enzyme E2 S (gene UBE2S). The coding region runs from base 111 to 737 and encodes 208 amino acids. The record is from RefSeq and is a predicted model, not a curated record. NCBI's taxonomy places the organism in Eukaryota, Metazoa, Chordata, Mammalia, Lagomorpha, Leporidae. The transcript is spliced from 4 exons.
CUCGCCAGGACCGCGGCGGCGGCUGCUGAGCCCCUCCCCGCGCCCCGGUUGGCUUCCCCGGAGACCGCAAGAAGGGGGCCGGGGGGAGCCGCCCCCGGCCGGCCGCAGGCAUGAAUUCCAACGUGGAGAACCUGCCUCCGCACAUCAUCCGCCUGGUGUACAAGGAGGUGACGAUGCUCACGGCCGACCCGCCCGACGGCAUCAAGGUCUUCCCCAACGAGGAGGACCUCACCGACCUGCAGGUCACCAUCGAGGGCCCGGAGGGGACGCCGUACGCGGGCGGCUUGUUCCGCAUGAAGCUCCUGCUGGGGAAGGACUUCCCCGCCGCCCCCCCCAAGGGCUACUUCCUGACCAAGAUCUUCCACCCCAACGUGGGCGCCAACGGCGAGAUCUGCGUCAACGUGCUCAAGAGGGACUGGACGGCCGAGCUGGGCAUCCGGCACGUGCUGCUGACCAUCAAGUGCCUGCUGAUCCACCCCAACCCCGAGUCCGCGCUCAACGAGGAGGCGGGCCGCCUGCUGCUGGAGAACUAUGAGGAGUACGCGGCGCGGGCCCGGCUGCUCACCGAGAUCCACGGCGGCGCCCGGGCCCCGACCGCCGGGGCUGCGGCCUCCCCGGACCCCGGGGCCCCCGGAGGGGCCGAGGGCCCCACGGCCAAGAAGCACGCGGGCGAGCGCGACAAGAAGCUGGCGGCCAAGAGAAAGACAGACAAGAAGCGGGCGCUGCGGCGGCUGUAGUGGGCCCCCUCCCCUCCCUCCUACUCUGUCUCUAAGUUAUUUAAGUUAUGGCUGGGUGGGGGAGGGUGGGG